AUGUCUGAUAAAACUGAGAAAAAAUUUAAGGUUACGAUUGAAACUACAUCAGAAUACCUGGAAAAAAUAAUGAACGCUGUUAAAUCAGUGAAAUCUAAUUCUAUUGUUAAAAUAGUCAGUGAAACUCUUAAACCGAUGAUACCAAUGAUAGACCAUAAAUAUUUAGCAAAUGAUAUUACGACAAUGAAAGAGUUUUUAGAAAAAAUCCAACCAAUAUUUGAUGACAACUUUAAAAUCCUUUCACAUGAAGUGAACGUUCGAAAUCCGGAUUCUAGAGGUUAUAAAUAUAAUCCAGAUAUAAAAGUCCAUGAAAUUGAUCCGGGCAUGAUAAAAAAUCCUGCUUGUGGUAGUGAAUCAGAUAGUCGCGGUGAAUCAAAGAAAGUAGUAAAGAGAAUAUUAAGGGAUGCGAUAGAGAUUGCAUGUAAAUCAUUUAAUAUUUCUGCUGAUAAAGUAGUUAACAAAGAAUAUCAAACGACACUCCGUUAUUUACCCAUAUUAGAAAAGUUGGGGCACGAUGAUUGUUCAACAAAUAUCGGUAAUAAAUAUUUAGACCUUCUUAACUGGAUGGCUCCCGAGAAAAUGCAAAAAUACAAAAAUACAAAUAGUUCUUUAUCUCCAGAGACUGAUGCUGAACUGUACCCAUAUACACAAAAAUCAUGGGAACAUAAUCCAGAUGUAAGAAUUAGCCUUGAACAGCUUUACAUAGAUGUAUCAAAUAUGUCUAAAAAAGUAAUUCCGGGUAAAGAUCCUGCUAUUUUAACCAUUAACAACAGCAAAUCUGAUGAACCUCAUAAGAUAUCUUUAAGUGAAGAUGAAAUCAAUCCUAUGGUUUGA
Molecule: messenger RNA, 834 nt
Organism: Dentiscutata erythropus
Lineage: Eukaryota; Fungi; Glomeromycota; Glomeromycetes; Diversisporales; Gigasporaceae
Source: the annotation of a GenBank genome assembly